This is a messenger RNA of Nannizzia gypsea CBS 118893, 1845 nucleotides long. RefSeq names its product methylenetetrahydrofolate reductase 1. Gene Ontology annotation, molecular function: FAD binding; methylenetetrahydrofolate reductase [NAD(P)H] activity. The coding region runs from base 1 to 1845 and encodes 614 amino acids. The transcript is spliced from 3 exons. Gene Ontology annotation, cellular component: cytosol. NCBI's taxonomy places the organism in Eukaryota, Fungi, Ascomycota, Eurotiomycetes, Onygenales, Arthrodermataceae. Gene Ontology annotation, biological process: tetrahydrofolate interconversion. The record is from RefSeq and is a predicted model, not a curated record.
AUGCAUAUCAAAGACAAAUUGGCCCUGGCAGAGGCCACCGGGAGACCGGGAAUCUCCUUUGAAUUCUUCCCUCCAAAGACCGCACAGGGUGUACAAAAUCUUUAUGACCGUAUGGACCGCAUGCAUGGACUUGGGCCGUCCUUCAUCGAUAUAACCUGGGGCGCAGGAGGUCGACUGGCGGAGCUCACAUGUGAAAUGGUGCAUGUCGCGCAGUCUGUCUACGGGCUGGAGACCUGCAUGCAUCUCACCUGCACUGAUAUGCCGAGAGAGAAGGUUGACGAGGCUCUGCAAAGUGCUUUCAAGGCUGGCUGUACCAACAUUCUAGCUCUACGAGGAGACCCGCCUCGAGAGAAGGAAGCAUGGGAGCAGACCGAAGGAGGGUUCCGGUAUGCGAGAGAUCUUGUCCAGUACAUUAGGGAGAAGUAUGGCAACCAUUUCGAUAUCGGUGUCGCGGGUUACCCUGAGGGCUGUGAGGAUGAGGAAGACCCUGAGCUAUUAAUGAAGUACCUGAAGGAAAAGGUCGACGCCGGUGGCACCUUUAUCAUCACCCAGAUGUUCUACGAUGCAGAUAAUUUCAUCGCAUGGGUGAGGAAAUGUCGACAGGCUGGAAUUAAGAUCCCCAUCAUCCCCGGCAUCAUGCCAAUCUCAACUUACGCCGCCUUUAUUCGUCGUACCAAAUGGGUUAAAUGUGCUGUCCCGAAAGGCUGGAUGGAGGCUCUUGAGCCGGUGAAGAAUGAUGAUGCCGCUGUUAAGCAUAUCGGAAAGGCUCUCGUGGCUGAGAUGUGCAGAAAGCUGCUCGAUAAUGGCAUCAACCAUUUGCACUUCUACACUAUGAACCUUGCACAAUCCACCAGCAUGGUUUUGGAAGAGUUGAAUCUGAAACCUUCCUCCGAAACUCCUCUCCAGAAACCACUACCAUGGAGAAAGUCUCUUGGUCUUGGGAGGAGGGAGGAAGAUGUCCGACCUAUUUUCUGGAGACACAGACAUCAAUCCUAUGUUGCACGUACUCAGUCCUGGGAUGAAUUCCCCAACGGGCGUUGGACCGAUUCGCGCUCUCCUGCUUUUGGAGAGCUUGACGUGUAUGGCAUCGGACUCAAAGGCACCAACGAGCAAAACAUCAAGCUAUGGGGUCAGCCUAAAUCGGUCAGAGAUCUAUCUGAUAUCUUUGUUCGCUUCUUGGAGCAGAAGCUCGAUAGGCUACCAUGGAGUGAAAGUGGAAUCACCCAGGAAUCAGAAAUCAUUAAGGAUGAUUUAAUCGACCUUAACAACAGGGGCUUCCUUACCAUCAACUCACAGCCCGCAAUCAACGGUGCUAAAUCUUCUCACCCAAUUUACGGAUGGGGUCCUAGGAACGGCUACGUGUACCAAAAGGCUUACCUAGAGCUGCUUAUCUCUCCAGCACUGAUUGAUGAGGUGAUCAAGCGAAUUGAAACCAACGAGGACUUGACAUACCAUUGCAUCAACAAGAAUGGAGAGUUGAAAACGAACUCGAGUGAUACUCCCAAUGCUGUCACAUGGGGUAUUUUCGCCUCCAAGGAAGUUAUCCAACCUACAAUCGUAGAGACUGUCAGUUUCUUAGCAUGGAAGGAUGAGGCUUAUAGACUCGGAGAUGACUGGGCCAAAUGCCACGAUGCCUCAAGCGCUAGCAGGAAGCUGAUCCAGAACACGAUGGAUACCUGGUACCUCGUUAAUAUCGUGAACAAUGACUUCCAUAAGACCCAUGAUAUCUUUGAUCUCUUCAAGGGUCUAGUCCUCGAGGACAUCGGCACCGAAGUCAGCGGUACUCAACAGACCACUGAACCCACAAAGAAUGGAACACACCAACAGGUUGUUUCCACAAACUAG